AACAAUGAAACGAUUUCGCUUUGUAUUUAGAAACAAUUUUGGCCUCACUACGUCUGUCGACCAUAUUUAAAUUCCGCUAAAUCUGACCAAUAGCGAAUACGGCUUCUGUUAAACUUCUCGUAAGCCGGCGAGGAGUUGAGAUUGAGGUGAGCGUGGUCGAGUUCACUUCCGUUUUCGAACUCGACGUCAUCUGCACUCAAAGACCGUGUGUUUUGUGUUUCUUUGGAGCCAUAAUGAUUCUUGCUAAUUUAACAUUUCGACCGGGAAAUUUGGAGUUGGGUUUCUUUAAUUAUUAAAAAAUAAAAACCUAUUAAACACAACUUAAUACCGUUGGCUCUAGAAAUAACUAUAAAAAAAUAGUAAUACCAUAAUAUAAACAUCUUAAGCACAAACUGAUUAUAUAUAUAUAUAAAUCUGUAAUUGAAAAGAAUUGUUGAUACAAUGGGUAUUCAAGACCUGCAAGCGUUUUUGGAUAAUAGCUCCAUUCAAGGAGGUUCAGUACCAGUGGAUCUGCUAAAAAUUGCUCGAAACAUUUCACAGAGACAGCGUAAUCGCAUUGGCAAAGGUCAACAACAUUCUCUAGCUAAGCUUAGAUUAGUUCUUGAUGGAGAAUGUUGUUUAGAUCGAUUGUAUGGUGGAUACUUCUCAGAUUGGGCUUGUGGCGGACAAUGGAAUCGCAUGGUACAAUUCCUUGCUGUUCUCACUCAAGCAACCGAGUUAGCUGGAGUGGAGCUAGCUGUGUUCUUUAAUGGUUGUCUUGAAUCUCCUCGCCGUGCUGAAUGGAUCCAGAAUCAGCUAAAAGUGCGAGUUAAAGUAAAUAAUGUUCUAAAACAUAUUACGACCAAAGGUACACCACCACCAAAGAUUUGGUGGACUCCACCAGUAUGUUUGCGUACCAGCUUACGCAUGGCUCUCAGGCAUCUCAGUGUGACAGUGCUGUGUAGUAUGGAUGACCACCAUCAAGAAGUAAUCGCUUAUUGCCGAGAAAAUAAUUUCAAUGGCCUGAUUGCUGAUGAUGCUGAGUAUGCCGCCUUUGAUCCACCUAGAUACUUUUCAUCUGAACAAUUAAAACUUACAUACAAGGGUUCAUUGGAGACGAAAGAGUAUAUCAUCCCUGAAUUUAUAAAGGCCUUGAAUAUCCCAUCUGAUAGGUUGUGCACACUUGCUGCUCUUCUUGGAAAUUACAUUCUCACAGAAAAUGACUUAACUGACUUCUAUAAAAAACUCAAUAUUAACACAAACUCAAAUAAAACCACAAUCGAACAAAUGAUUAGGGCGAUUGCCGCUUUCGUAAAAGAUCUUCCAUCAGUCGAAUUAGAUGUCGUUGCGCAAAAAGUAUUUGGUUCUCUUACCGAUCCCAGGUGUAGUAGAUUACGACAGUCGCUUCAAUACUACAUAAAUGGAACGAAGGAAGGAUUUUUACAUUACAAACCCGUUAAGCCAACGAAAGGUAUUUCAGCUCACAAGUCUGAAUCCAAGCAAACUGCGCCGAUUCAAUCCAAUGUAACUGAGCCUCCACCAACAUCGGAAGAGGACACAAAUCUAGAAACUUCGCGUUUUGCCUCGGAAACUGUUGAGAGUGAACGUGAAAGCCUUAACGCCUACAAACAAGCUACGGCCAAUGCAAAAAUUGCACCGCAAAUAGUCAUUGAACCGCCUGGUAUUCAAGGCCACGGAGAUGCCGACAAUACUCGCACGGAAGAGGAACAAAACAAUGGCCACGUGAUCAACGGUACUCACAAUCUUUUAAUAAGCUCUUCAAGUUCGAGCAGCAGCUCCUCGGCAACAUCUCCGUCUCAUGCAACGGUAGAUGUUGCGAAACCGUCAGAAAAAACAAAUAAUGUUCCAGCAACUGUUCCUGAAGUUAUGCGUACUGCCUCCGAGCGACAUCAGAAGGGCUUAAUGUCCCCCCACAUUUGUCAAAUCUUGAUUGCCGGAGAAUUAAAACUGCCGGUUCUCUUGGAGGACGAGAAUCAUCGUGAAUUUCCAUCCAUUCAUCUGAUUUACAGACCAGUCAGACAGAUGGUAUAUGCCAUUUUAUUUAAUCUGCAUCAUCGUUUAUACUUGGCCACAAAGAAUAAAGAAAAAGGUGACAAUGAAAAGGUUGAGGUUCCGGAUAUUGUGAUCAAGGAAUGGGUGUGGUCUAAAGCGAACCCAUAUCAAACACCUGAAAUCGUUAAAGCUGAACAAAUUGGUUGGGGAGUUCCUACAAUUCAACGUUUAUGGUUUGGUACUGGAAUAGAUGACAAACGCCGUCGUUUGAGAGGAUUCUUAACCUGUAUGAGAUCUGACACUCCGCUUAUGUUAAAUACAUCGUACGUGCCACAACACUUGCUGGUCAUGGCCUGUGUGUUAAGAUACAUCAUGUCUUUCUCCGACAAAAUAAAGAUAUUACGCCGUCAAGAGCUCGAUGCCUUCAUUGCACAAGCCUUCUCCCCAGAACUUAUGAAUGCCCAGUAUUUGCAGGAUUUACAGCUGCCUUUGGUUACAUCGCGUGGUGUUCAGCUCGCAACUCUCUUUAUGGCCGGUGUGGAAACUGCUCUCCUAGCAAAUGACGCGUGCGGUGCGCCUAUUCCUUGGCUAAUGUGCUGUCCAUGGCUUUAUUUCGAUGGCAAGCUUUUUCAUCACACUCUGGCGCGAGCAACCAUUGCGAAGAACCUAUUAGAAUUAUGCGGUGGACACAUUGAUCGUGUUGUCAAAGUAGAAAGAAUGAGGAAAGCAGUUCUAGAGGGAAUUAACAUCGUAUUUGCUCGUCCACCUUUGCCAGUGACUCCAGGUAUUCGAGUAUCCGUGCCGCAAAACAUCCUUCCCGCUGGAUGCAACAUCAACGAAACUAUUGUACGUGGUCGUGGAAGUGGCACUAUUCCUCCACGUGGUCUCAUGAGACGUCCAAUACCGACUCGUGGUGGACAAUUGGAAAUUGCUGGCGUUGUCGUAGGUCAGUGGGGACCUAAUUAUGGUCAACCCGGUAGACCACCACAACCCAUGCAAGGACAUCAUCAUCGUGGCCGACUUCCACCUCAGGUAACUUCAAUAGGCGCUCUAAAGUACGAUCUUCCUCGUGGUUUUCCACCCAUUGGACGACCAACAUUUCACACUCGCGGUAGCAAUCGCACUUCAAUUGGCGGACGUGGGAAGAAAACACCAAUGAAGGCAACUGCAAAAAAGAGGACAACCACCAAGAAAAACAAAGAGAAUGAGAAAAAGGACACCAAAGGUCGUGGUGUUUCCGUCGAAGGUCUCAUGGAUGGAUACGCUGAUUCCAUCUCUGCUAUCAGUGCAACUAAAGAAGCCAUAUCAGUGCCUGGCCAGUUUGAUGAUGCUGUGGAGAACGGUAAGCCCAUAGAAAAAGGUCAGGGUGAUGCACCGUUGCCUGCCUCUGUCGUUGCAGAGAAUUAAGUAACUUAACACAGCAUCAAAUUGACAUUAACACUCUCGGAUGUGACUCAAGACUGCAACAAAUCUAAUUGUAAUGUGAAUCGAGACAUUGUGCAACAGGAAUAUUUGAAAACCAGUCAAUAAUUUAACUUCAUAUGAUUUGAAUUAUUCGUGAUAUUCUUUUAAUUUCUAUUUUUCUCAAUUAAUUCUUGCGUAUUGUCUUUCUAUUUAUGUUAGAGAAAGAAGAUAUUUUUUUACUUCUAAAUUUGUUUCCUCUUGAAUGUAUCAAUUCCAAAUAUUUCUGUAUCACACGAGACGCGAAGAUAAAUGUAGAGCAUAGAAAACAGACUUGAUAAGGAAGUAUACGAACGAUCUUAAAUGUUGGAUUGCACAAUAGCUCGAUUGCACGUAAAGCUCUGGUGGGGCCAAACUAUUAACUAUUAUAGGUAAAGGCAACUUGAUCCACGCCAACAGAGUAUUUAAUGUGGCGUGACCAAAAAAAAAGAUAAAGAUAAAGAAAAUAACCCGUUUUUGACUUACACAAUACGAUGUCCUCACUGCCAAAAAAAUAUACCACACUCUGUAAGAUAGUAGAAAAGUCGUGCUUGUGUUGACGGGCAAGUUUGCUCGUGCUACCAUUGUGAGGUUGAACUCUCGACUGAUUAGUGUACGCGUGCGCUAAUUUUACUAACCAGAACAAGUCGUCAACUGCUAAAGUAUUUAAUUCAUAAGGAGCGUGAUUAUUUUUUUUACAAUGAAAAUAUAUAUUUUCCGGUAUUAUAUGAAAUGCUCGCUUUGAUAAUCUCAGUAACCUGUUCCUCGACGGAUUGAUAGGCUGCAUUAGGCUAGCGCAGUUAACUUGCGCAGAUGACCGUAGGAACAGGCUACUGGGCUAACACUUAGCGUAUGGAGACUGAUGCUUUUCAUAUAGGUAAAAUAUAUAUUUAUAUAUGAUUUAGGCUAGGGUUCCCGUAGGUGUACUAUACGUAAGUUUUGUGUGAAUGGAAGUCGUGAUUGCGAAUAUCUGCGUGUAGUCGCAAGGAUUGUGCAUAUAUUAUUUAUGAUAGAGACUUGGUUACGAGAAUGAUGUACAUACAUAAUGCGAUGUAGUAUUACAGAUUUAUAUAUAUAUAUAUACAGAGCAUUACAUAGAUAUAUAUAUAUAUAUAUAUAUAUACAUAUAUAUAUAAAUAGAAAGACAUAUAUUUAUUUGCCGUUGUGUCUGAUGAACGUAUGCAUGAAUGGGUAGUUUGAACUGGGAGCUUAGAAAUGGCAAUCUUUGUAUUAAAAAUUAACAGAUAGAAGUCUGUUCUAACUGUGCAUACCUCGUAAAAUGUCUUCAUAGACUUGCAUUUAAAUAAUACUCUUCCCACGCUGCACAAAUAUGCUACAGCUUGUUGGUGAAUGAUAAAAAUGAUAAAUUUUCAUGAAUUUUUCUUUACUACUUUUACAUCAAUGCAAAGAAAGAGCUUUUUUGAAUAAUUUCAUUUCAUCGUUUUUUUUUUUUUCAAUCUGACUCUUGCUGGUUAUUCGUUUGAUCUUGAUUUUCGUACAUGAUUGUUUUUGUGGAGUUUAAGAAAUUGUUCCCAAUGCGUAAUGGUAGAUUUUGUUGUUCAAUUAACACUUUUGGUAUUUUUGUUUGAGUUUUCAGUUCAAUGAGGAACGCCAACAAUUUGUAGCACAUUCGAGGCUAUGCCAGUCUGUUUGGAAUUAAUUGUACAUAUAGUUUGUUAUGUUAUAGCAACAGCGUGAUUGAUGGUCUGUAUAUAGAAAAAAAGGAGAGAUGUGGCUGCAUCGUGCUACUAUUACCGACACGGUGUUUUGAGAACGGUUACUUUAAAAAUCCUAUUUAUGUGUAGAGUAGUUUGAAGGAACUUUCUACUAUGGUUGCUGCAGUUUAUUGAGGCGAGGCGUAAUUUUUACCGAUAUAUAAAUUGCGGAAUAAUGGAAAAACAUGAGAGGAGAGAAAAUGAUUAAUAAGAAACACGACAGCACGACAAACACGAUUAACUAAAUAACUAUUGGAUGUGUGGCAGAUAAAUGGUGGCUAAGCGCAGAGGUGAUUUAAAGUGAAUGAAGGAAAGAGAAAAAGACAGAGAGAGAAAGAGAACCAUUUAUUGAGAUAUUAUAAUGAGAGAUGAUAAGAUGUUAUAUUUUUGUAGAUUUGUUAUUGCGUAAAAUGCAUUAAGACAAUGAGAAACUUUAUAAAAACUUGGGUAAAAUAACAGUUAGCGUACCCGAAAGUUGUGAUGGGAAUGAGAGCUCGUGACUUAUGCCAAAUGCAUUAAUUCAGAAUUCAAAUUACGUAUGCCAGAUGGAUUAACUAUAAUCCAACAUUGUCAAUCGUUGUGAAACUAUUGCAUUCGUUUGGUUAUCGAUGCUCUUCAGUAGUGGGACGCACGUGGAAACGAUUAAGAACGUGUAAACGCGAAAGAGACGGAAUGAGAAUGAACGAAGGAACAGUGUGAAGGAGAGAGAAAGAGAAAUUGUAACUUAAUUGUCAGCUUCGUUGAGCGCAGAGCAUAUCCUGGAUAGCGUUUUCAGGAUUUUCGAAUGCAAUUCAAUUUUGUGGGACGUUUAAUGCCCUUUUGAGAACUUACUGAACUACGUCAACAUUACAGAGCGUUAUGAACUUUUGAGGUUUGAAAACUUGCUGUUAGCAUGAAUUAUUUAACGAGUACGAUGAUAAUGAUAUCAUUGCCACGAUAGCUAUGUUCAAUUUUCUUUUAUUUUCGAACUUCGAGAUACAGAGCGAAAAAAGUUCGUAAUUUGAUAAUCGACCGCACCCGACGCAAGAAAACUUUUAACUAAUACGAACGAUUUUGAGAGUCAAUGCCACUUUACGCUUUCGUAAAGAUAGAUAAUGAUUUUCUUUAUGAGAAAUCAAACUCUUCGAACAAUUAUAUAAAGUGUAUCGUCACGAUGAUCUACACUAGCAUAAUCAGUCAACGCUGCACUGACAAGAGUGUGCAUAAAGUUAAUAACGUAAAUGAAUUUCAAGUGUAGUAAAAUGUGUGAUCAAGGUGAGAGAGGAGAAAAAUAGAAAUCCAUAAUUAAAACAGAGAGACACACUGAAACUGAAAUGUUCUAACAAGGAAACUUGAGUAAAAGAAGUUUUGAUAGAAAACAAAAAAAAAAGUAUCAUGAUCGACGUUAAGAACAGGUGCGUUAAUUUCGUACCUGCUUUUCGUUGGAUGCGUAGAUUAGGGGCCCACUCAACUUGUCUGUGACUCGUUAUUACUAUAAACAGUAAAGGUAAUCCUAUUGUAUUUGUAACGUAACCAUCUGUAAUAAUCUUCGUACAUUGUGUAUUACGAUAUCGAAAAAUUAUUCGUACCAAGAAGUAAAACUUAUCCUCGGAUAAAUACACACCGUUAAGGCAAAUAUGUGUGGAUUAAAAGAAAUAAUAAUUGAAAGGACAUAGUUCUUCGCAGCUUAUUGCCAUUGCCCGUUGGUGUAAGGCGGAAAAGUAUCAUCAGAUUUUUUGACAACCAAGCGCGUCAUCAUCUCAAUGAUGCCUCGUUCAAAUACACCUGUCGAGUUAUUUGAACAUAAUUUUUUGUAUCUUAAUUGCUUCCUUGUAUUCGAAACGGUCUCUGAGUCGUUUCAUUUGUUGAUUUUGAUUUUUGCCACUGUAGACUCUUAGUUUAUUGUCGAAAAAAAUUGAUAAACGUUAAGAAAAAGAAUCAUUUAAUUUCAUAACUUUGAUUUGAAUGAUUACCAAAAAAAGAAAAUAUAUAAUGGGAGGAACAUGAGGUACUUUAUGGUUUUCAUGUAUUCCAAACAAUCUAUGUGAAAAUAGUGGAUUAUAUAGUUUGGAUACAUUCCUUAUUUUCUUUUCUGCUUUAGCUUCGAAUAAGUAGAAUUGCAAUUUACAAAUAGCCGUUUUGAUUAAUGGCUAUGAAAUGAACUUUGAGUUAUUUACACUCAACAAUUAAAUUGUAAGUUUUUGUUGUACCAUAGUUUCGCUUGUAUACGUACAUAAUGAAUAUAAUAAAAUAUAAUAGCAUUCACGAUAUACUAAUAAAGUAAAUGGGGAAAAAAAUGAAUUUAAACACUAUCGAUGUAGCUGAAGAAAAAUAAACUCAAGUGGGCCCCUUUAUUUAUAUAUUCUUAUUAAAUAUUACAUAACAUAUAUUCUGCUAUUAUUUCUCAUAGCUAAAAAUGGAAGAGUACAUGCAUACAUCGUGUAAUUUUAUGUGUUUGCCAAUGAAUUAAUAUGUUUACUUUUGUUUAAUAUUUUUUUCUUCUCUUCUAUCGAAAAUGAAUCAUUUUGAAUAUUAUUAGAGAGCGCGGUUAACGCUGUGCCACUUUCCUAAAAAGGAUAACAAAAGAAAAAUCAGAAAAGAAACCAAAAAUAUAAAUCUUUAUGCUUUUUGAUUGCCAUUCGAUUUGCAAUAAUUUGCUUUUCCACUUAUUGGCUAAAUACUUUAUUUCCACUGGAUCCCAUGCACUAAGAUAUUGUUGAUAUUAUGUAAUUUGAUCUAUCUGAGUCGACGACAUUAUUCCUAAGAAUGUAGAAUUUCCAGGCCAAAAAUAUCAUAUACUGUAUAACGUUGGGUAACCAUUUGGACAUUUUGAUAAAAGGUACAGUUCAAUUAUACUAUAGAAGAAAAACGAGUGUCAGAUACGAGACAUUUGUCUGCAUCUUGCAAAAAUAAUCUGUGUUUACGAUGAUGGUUAAUUUAUUUUAGAGCAUUGGUAAAUUGCAAGGCCGAUGUAAAACUAAUGAAUUAACCCGAAUUGGAAAAUUAAUGUUGUGAUAGUUUUGGAUGAGAAAAGUAUCCUUGUUGUGGGAACUUUAGAGUCGACUCAUAUGGUCAUCGCAUUUAUAUCGCAAUUUGCAUCAAUGUAUUCUCGUUGAAUUAUUCUACCUUGUAACUUACUGUUGUAAAGCGUGUAUCCGUUCAUGCCUAGUGUCAAGCAGAGCUGAUUCUAUGCUUCCAUAGCUUGGAGAUGUUAACAAUAUGCUAAAGACUCUGAACGCCUCUUAAUUUUCGGAUUAUAAUUUUGGAGUAAACUAUCAAUCAGUCAAUCACAGGUUGAAGAAUGAGAAUCAGUGUUAGCGAAAACACCAGGCAGCGAAAAAUGAAAGAAAAGGGAAAAAAUGUUAUUCUAAAAAAUUAACAUCACAUUCAAUUAUCCCUAAAUGCAGGUUACAUAUUUGGAUUCGUAGAGGAUAAAUAAUAUUGUAAACGUAGUGGCAACUCUAUAAUAACUACAAGGAAAACAAUAUAUUCCAUGAUUAUUCAAAAUAAUAAAUGCAAAACGCACUUUAAUGGAUGUUGUAACAAUUUAGACGUAUUCGAAUUACAUUAAUAUUCGCUGUAAAUCUGAUUGUUGGAAUCAGCUGCUCUGCUUCUCCGUGUACAACUUUAUAGUUUCUAUAUGACGGACAAAUAGAUAUUGGAUUGGAAACACCUCGAACUUGUUGAAUUACAAUUGAUCAGUUAUCACAAAAAUAAUUUCAAAGUGGCAGAGUAGUCAAUCCAAUGGCAGAUAUUUUAAGUUGAUUUCGUUUUAAGAUAUUAAUUUUAAUUUUUCUUAUCUAUCGUAAUUACACACACACACAUACAAAAUGGAACGAUAAGAAGCGUAGAUCCUCUCUGUUGGGCUCAAAGAAGCUAAACACGACAAUGCUAUGUUGAAUUAACAUGAUACCAAACAUUUGAAACCUUUUAAGGAAGUUCUCAGCAGGAGAGGUUCUUGGAUGUGGUUGGCUGACAUUUUCGGAAGUUUAAUGAUUUAUUGAAACGUGUUGUCAUGUCUUAAAUACAAUUAAAACAAAAUUAUGAAAAACCCAA
Molecule: messenger RNA, 9182 nt
Organism: Cephus cinctus (wheat stem sawfly)
Lineage: Eukaryota; Metazoa; Arthropoda; Insecta; Hymenoptera; Cephidae
Product: constitutive coactivator of PPAR-gamma-like protein 1 homolog
Exons: 16
Coding region: 442-3399 (985 amino acids)
Cellular component (GO): nucleus
Source: RefSeq, a predicted model, not a curated record